AUGCAAAUCAAGGAGCUCCCGUUCGAAAUCCUCUCCAAGAUCCUCGAAGAGGUUGCCGAAGCUAAUGUUCGUGAUGGCCCUACCUACACCUUUGGAUUGUCUCAGGCCCCUCUGCCGCUCCAGAAGCCGACUCUCCAGCGCUAUGUGAGAGGCCCCGUCCCUCCAGAGAUGCUCAAGUGGGAUGCCAUUACUGCCAUUCGAACCGUCUGCUGGCAAUGGCACGAGUGGGCCCUGGAAUACGCCCUCAAGAAUGUGUACAUCCGCCGCUGGAAGGGAGGAGAGCGAUGGGCAGAGCUGUCCAACCGACGAUCAAGCUAUCCCUUGUAUGAGCUCAUUGACCGUCCCAUCGGCACGGCUGUUUACCGCGACCCCUUUGCCUCCCUGAGGCAGACGGUGAGGAACUUCAACGAUUUCCCGGAGUUGGCCUCCAAGAUCAAGCGCAUGUGGUUCCAUGGUUUCUACACUGCUGAGACGAACCGCAUGAUCUUCGAAUCUCUCAAAAACUGCACCAAUCUCACGUCCCUGUCCGUCCCAUGGACUACUGUUAGGCACCUUGACGCACUCUCGUGGCGGACCCUCUUGACUGGAUGCGGCAAGCCAAUUGAGUCAUUGGAGCUCCAAUGCAUCGAUCCGACUUCACAGCAGGCCGCAGAGAAGGAGAACCAGAUCGACCUUCGGGCGCUGCAGUCCGUCAAUUUCGGCCAAUUGAGGCGGCUGAAGAUCUUUGGUGAUACCACCUUCAUGCCGAUCACCGAUGACGAUCUCUUUGCGAUUGCUCGGACUGCUACUCAGCUUGAGGAGUUCCACGUGACUUGUAUCUCUACCAUCACUAUUGAUGGGGUUAUGGCUGUUGUCAAGGCAUCUCGUAAGACACUUCGGGUACUCGAGCACAGCCCAAGGUCGCAGGAUGGCUUUUGGCACCCUCACCCUGGAUCGCCAAGCGAUAGUGAGCACCUUUGCGAGACCUUCCGCAACUGCCCCAAGCUUGAGACUCUGUCCAUAUCUCUUCCAUCUGUGUGCGCCGAUCUCUUCUCUCAUGAAGAGGCUAGGUUCAGGGGCGACAUGCAGGUGCGCGCGCUUCACCUGUGUGGCCACGAGCACGGGCGCUCGACUCAGGAGGCCACAGAUGCAUUACAGAAGUUGCUGCAACAGGCUCGUGCCUUGGUCCAGCGACGUGCUAAGAGCGCCAUCCCUCGGGAGCUGUAUGUGGAGCUUUUCUUUGCAGAUUGUAUCUUUGAGCCCGGAUUUGGCUCCGUCCACGGCGACUUUGCUCUGGCGCAAGCCGUCACCGACGGACUCUGGCCGGCGAAUGUCGAAUUCAGCGGCAAGGGCCCAUACGGAAGCACCGGCCUCUACGAGAAAGAGGCGGAGGGCCCAUUCCAGCGCAUCGAAGAAGACGAGUUCCUUGCUGGCGUCCGCAGGAGGCUACAUUCCAUUUCAACUUGA
This is a messenger RNA of Ascochyta rabiei, 1446 nucleotides long. RefSeq lists its product as uncharacterized. NCBI's taxonomy places the organism in Eukaryota, Fungi, Ascomycota, Dothideomycetes, Pleosporales, Didymellaceae. The coding region runs from base 1 to 1446 and encodes 481 amino acids. The transcript has 2 exons. The record is from RefSeq and is a predicted model, not a curated record.